Neltuma alba is the source of this 1296-nucleotide messenger RNA. Its product is annotated as TMV resistance protein N-like. Gene Ontology annotation, molecular function: ADP binding. The record is from RefSeq and is a predicted model, not a curated record. The transcript has 3 exons. Gene Ontology annotation, biological process: defense response; signal transduction. Lineage: Eukaryota; Viridiplantae; Streptophyta; Magnoliopsida; Fabales; Fabaceae. The coding region runs from base 1 to 1296 and encodes 431 amino acids.
AUGGCAACUCAAAUCGCAGCACCGUCAUCGUUUGGCUUCCCUCAUGAAACCAAAUAUAGAUAUGAUGUUUUUCUGAGUUUCAGAGGCAAAGAUACUCGCCACUCCUUCACUGUCUUCCUCUAUGAAGCUUUGCGUCGGAAGGGAAUCAACGCCUUUAUCGACGACAAGAAGCUUGGGAAAGGAGAAGAAAUCUCACCUACGCUUCUUAAAGCCAUUGAGAGAUCAAGGAUUUCCAUUAUUGUGUUCUCUAGGGACUAUGCUACUUCCACAUGGUGCCUUGAGGAACUCGCCCACAUCAUUUGGUGUAACAAGCAGAAGAAUCAGGUGGUUAUGCCCAUCUUUUACAAGGUUGAUCCAUUGGAUGUUCGGUAUCAAAGAAAUAGCUUUGAAGAAGCCAUGGCUACCCUUAAAGAUAGGUUCAGAGAUGACUUAGAGAAAGUGUGCAAAUGGAAGUCUGCUUUGUUUGAAGCUGCUAGUUUGUCAUCAGCAUGGCUCUUCCAAGAUGGAUACGAAUUUGGGUUUAUUGAAAGGAUUGUUGAAGAUGUGUAUGCUAUGCUUCCUCCUAAACCAUAUCAUAACAUAGAACACAUGGUUGGACUUCAGCCUCGGGUAGAAAUAGUGAUCUCGCUUCUAAAUAAAUCUGACAAAGGCGUUUGCAUGUUGGGCAUUCAUGGAAUUGGCGGAAUUGGCAAAACAACCCUUGCAAAGGCUAUCUAUAAUUCAAUCUUCUACCAAUUUGAAGGUGCGUGUUUCUUGUUUGAUGUCAAUGAGGCAUCAAAAAAAUUUCAGGGCAUUGUUCAUCUUCAACAAAAACUUCUAUCUGAGACUCUUGAGGAAAAGAUCAUGAGGUUUGGUAGUUCUGACGAAGGAAUGUCUAAAAUAAAACACAGACUCUCUCAUAAAAGAGUUUUGUUGGUUCUUGAUGAUGUUGAUGAGAUUGAACAAUUAGAACGACUUGCAGGAGGGUGUGAUUGGUUUGGUUGUGGAAGCAAAGUCAUUAUAACAACAAGAAAUAAGCAAUUGCUAAUUGCUCAUAAUGUUCAAAGAACAUAUGAAUUGGUGGAGCUAAAUCAUCAUGACUCUCUUGAACUCUUUUGUUGGCAUGCCUUUCAUAUGACCCUACCUCCAAAAGGCUAUGAACAAAUGUCUAGUCAUGUGAUGAGUUAUGCAAAAGGCAUUCCCCUCGCUUUAAAAUUAAUUGGUGCCAAUUUAGCAGAUAAAAACUUAGAGGAAUGGAGGUCUACACUGGAACAAUAUGGUCAAAUCCCAGAAAGAACAAUACAUGAAAGUACAUAG